Habropoda laboriosa is the source of this 493-nucleotide messenger RNA. It is a transcript of the gene mRpS18C, whose product is annotated as 28S ribosomal protein S18c, mitochondrial. NCBI's taxonomy places the organism in Eukaryota, Metazoa, Arthropoda, Insecta, Hymenoptera, Apidae. Gene Ontology annotation, molecular function: structural constituent of ribosome; small ribosomal subunit rRNA binding. Gene Ontology annotation, cellular component: mitochondrial small ribosomal subunit; ribosome. Gene Ontology annotation, biological process: mitochondrial translation. The record is from RefSeq and is a predicted model, not a curated record. The transcript is spliced from 3 exons. Bases 37 to 474 code for a protein of 145 amino acids.
UUACAAUUUUCGUAAACACAUUCGUUAAAACCAAAAAUGAUUUCUGCAUUUAUUAAUGUACGAACUGUAAGAAAUACUCCAAACAGAAUUGCAAUAUUUCUAUUUCGUAAUAAAACGAACGAGGCAGUUGCUCCGAAUGAUGAGUCAACAAAUUCAGAAAACUGGGACUUGCCGAUUGAAACCGAAAAUCCAUUUAAAAGAGAACGACGAUUAUGUAUUUUAUGUAAAUUAAACAUUGAACCAGAUUAUAAAAAUGUACGUUUAUUAUCUCAAUUUCAAAGUCGGUAUACAGGUAGAAUUUAUGGAAAACAUAUAACUGGAUUAUGUGAACAUAAGCAGAAGAAGGUGGAACAUGAGAUAAUAAAAGCACAACAAGCUGGGUUAAUGGGUUAUAUGACAAAGGAACCCAAGUUUGUUGAUGAUCCAAAAUUAUUUAAUCCUAAUUAUCCAUUUAGGCCACAUAAGUGGACUUAAAUGUGGAAUAUAAAACUUA